UCCUGUUCCCUGCUGAAUGUUUGGCUGUCGAGUCAACAACCAGGAAACGAGAUGUGCUAAUGCUAAAUGUGAACAACCUACUGCUAGCCUGGCGCUAUGAAAACACACAAUUACCGGAGAGCUAAGCGAAUUGUGCUAGAUUGACAACACGACGCUAUUGAACAGCUGCCCGUCGGAGUGAGUUACACGGAUUAGAAUCGCUAAACGUUGCUUGUCGUUUUGUGGAGACCCGGACAUCUGGUUCGUCCAGCGGUAACGUUAGCAGCGGGAGCUUUGCGGCGUUCUCUCUGGGGAUGGCUGCGGCGCGCAGAGCUGGUGUCGUGGCUGCAUUUCUACUCCUGUUUCUUCUGGUUGGGUGCAAGGCAAGGAUACACAAACUCACCCUGAAGAACGAAACACGCUUUUUCGUCCACCUCAACACUUUUGGCUUUUACGCGAACGGGACUCUUGACGUCAGCCUACGGUCUCUGCGCCUCCCACAGAAACCGGUCAACUAUAGCGUCUACCCUGUUGGAUUCAGUCUCUCCAGGUCCCGAGUGAGUGGAGUCUUGUCUUACACAGCUGAAGAGACAGAGACCUGCCCCCUCACGCUCAGUAAAGUGACUAAUAAUGAACCCCUCAUCCUCUUUCUUGUUGAUAUCCACAGCUGCAGUGUCAACGUGCGUGUCUUCGGAGACCAAGACAAUAUUUUGAGCGCCAAAUUGAAGAGCGAUGUGCAGACCAAAGUGAAAGGUCAGAGGUCAAGCAGGGAGGCUCCUGCCAACGCUCCUGCUAAGCCUGUUGAGCAGACGAAAGAUGGAGAUAAAACGUCUGGAAAAGUUCCAGAUGAAUCAAAUGCAAAAACAGAGCUUGUGGAUCAGACAAAGCAGGAUCAGACGGCAGGGAUUACGCUUCCCGAAUUCCAUCUCGACAAGAACAAAUCGCUGACAUUGGCUUUGGAGAAAGUUAACGACACCUACAACUUCAAUUUCCACCUGCUGGUGGGCUUGCUGGCUGAAGGCUUGUACAACUUCAACUUCUACUACUGUCAGAACAUGGAACCUGGCAUAGACCAUUCCUACUCCUUCACUCUGGAAGUGACGGAGAAGAAUCCCGGAGGCUUCCUGUCUGCAGCCGAAAUCCCACUGUCUCGCCUCUACAUUGGCAUGGCUGGAGUCUUCUUCACCGCUGCCCUGGUGUGGGUGUACACGCUCAUGAAGCACAGGUACAGUGUGUUUAAGAUCCAUUGGCUGAUGGCGGCGCUGGCCUUCACCAAGUCCACAUCUUUGGUUUUCCACAGUAUAAACUAUCACUUCAUCAACACAGAGGGGCAUCCCAUCGAGGGCUGGGCUGUCAUGUAUUACAUCACACACCUGCUCAAGGGGGCGCUCCUGUUCAUCACACUGGCACUGAUUGGCACCGGAUGGGCCUUCGUCAAAUACAUCCUGUCUGACAAAGAGAAGAAGAUCUUUAUGAUUGUCAUUCCCCUGCAGGUCCUGGCCAACGUGGCCUACAUAAUCAUUGAGUCCACGGAGGAAGGCUCCAGCGAAUACCCUCUGUGGAAGGAGAUACUCUUUCUUGUCGACCUCAUCUGCUGUGGCGCCAUCUUGUUCCCUGUUGUCUGGUCCAUCCGUCAUCUACAAGAGGCUUCCAGCACCGAUGGAAAAGCUGCCAUGAAUUUGGAGAAGCUCAAGCUCUUCCGGCACUACUACGUCAUGAUCGUGUGUUACAUCUACUUCACAAGAAUCAUCGCCAUCCUGCUCAAGGUCACCAUGCCCUUCCAGUGGCAGUGGUUCUACGAGUUCCUGGUGGAAGUGUCCACAUUGAUCUUUUUUGUGUUGACGGGAUACAAAUUCCGACCCGCUUCCAACAACCCGUACCUCCAGCUGCCCCAGCAUGAUGACGAUGAAGAAAUGGAUGAAAUAGUGACGGAGUCGGGUGCACUGGAGGGCAUUUCCAAAGUCAAGAAGACGUCCAACGGACGUGAGCGCCAGAAGGAAGCCACCUUGUGAGCAUGGGCGGGGAUUCAUUAGCGGAGGACAAGGACCCAAUAAGGCCUUCCACCCAUGGCCACUGCCUCCUCUUCUUUCUUUUUUUUUUUUUGUGCAGUGGUUUAUCGUGGUCCUUCCCACUCACUGCCUGCCUAUGCAAACAGACUUCUGUGUCUUUGGAAAAAUGCCCGACAACAGAGGGGCGGACUGACGAAUGAGUUCUCCAAAGAUCAUUUUAGCUUUUUUUUUUGGUGUGUGUUUCUAUUUAACACGGUACUUGCAUUGGCCUUCCUCAUAUUUCUGCGUGUGCUGGGACGGGCUUGCAGGUCCGAUUUAUCACUAGAACUUGCUCAGGUUCUCACCCCCUUCCCCUGGCCAAUCAAAAUGCAGGCAACAUUCAGGGUUCUACUGAUUGGUUGAGGCUGCACGGUCCGCGUUACUUUCCUGAUGGGGAUAUUUGAGGUUGUAAAUUUUACUACAUUUAAUUAUUGGUCCAUUUCAGUAUUGAUGUUGGAUUGCCCGUCACCGCCGCUGUACCUUUUGCGCUUAGCUUGUUGAGGUCACUCAAGGUUAGAUGACCGAACCACCCUUUUUUUUGGCUUCACUGUGCCAUUCUUGACAAACAAUCUUAACAGAUAAUUGCUUUUGUCGGCUAUUGUUUUUUUUUAGCAUUCUACUUUGGAUAUGAUGCAUAUUUUAUGGAUUAUUGACAAGUUAUUGCUAUUGAAAGGUCAGAAGACUGUAAAUAAUGAUUCCCCCAGUUCCUCAAAAAAGACAGUAAUGUACAGAACUGUGCUUUCAGUUUGUUUGGAAUAAUGUGAGUGCAAAGUCAAAAGUGAGAAUGAUACUACUGAGAUGACCACACACACACACACACACACUCCUAUUCAUGUGUGUUGCCUUCCUGCAAGGACACAAGUGUAGGGUAACUAUACAGCUUAAACUUCACUGAGGGUUUUUCCAUGUCUGUGACUUAUAAUAAAGCUGGUGUUCUGGUGUGCUAGAUUUUA
Messenger RNA from Doryrhamphus excisus (bluestripe pipefish), 2980 nucleotides. RefSeq names its product G protein-coupled receptor 108 (gene gpr108). NCBI's taxonomy places the organism in Eukaryota, Metazoa, Chordata, Actinopteri, Syngnathiformes, Syngnathidae. Gene Ontology annotation, cellular component: Golgi apparatus; membrane. The record is from RefSeq and is a predicted model, not a curated record. Gene Ontology annotation, biological process: transport.